Messenger RNA from Polyodon spathula (Mississippi paddlefish), 5355 nucleotides. Its product is annotated as guanine nucleotide exchange factor subunit RIC1-like. Lineage: Eukaryota; Metazoa; Chordata; Actinopteri; Acipenseriformes; Polyodontidae. Gene Ontology annotation, molecular function: protein binding. Gene Ontology annotation, biological process: retrograde transport, endosome to Golgi; intracellular protein transport. The coding region runs from base 343 to 4614 and encodes 1423 amino acids. The transcript is spliced from 26 exons. The record is from RefSeq and is a predicted model, not a curated record. Gene Ontology annotation, cellular component: cytosol; Ric1-Rgp1 guanyl-nucleotide exchange factor complex; Golgi membrane.
CUGAAGAUGGCGGCGGUGAGAAGCUGGCUGAAGAAAGUGAGAUGCCCAAUUAACCAAAAUAAUAAUAACAACUGCAGCAGCAAGGACAACACGUCGUUUGUGUACAGGGAUGCGAUUCAAUAGUGCCAGGGGCUUGACCGCUGAGAGCCCAUAGACGAGGCCUCGCUUGCUGUGUGUGUAGUGGAUUUGAAGUCGAGGGAAGCUUUUCGCGUUUGGUGUGCUGGAUUGGAAACAACACACAAAGGGGACUACACACUGAACUGCUGAGUUGGAUCACGCUUGUCGGAUCUGGGGAGUUAAACGUAUUUUAAAAACAGACUUAUUCAGGAGAUCUGUACCAUCAUGUAUUUUUUAACUGGUUGGCCCAGGAGGCUACUGUGUCCUUUGAAAAGUGAAGAGAAACCGUUUCACAUCCAGCCGGACUCCCAUAGAGUUUUCUUCGUAGUGUUGUCACAAACUCAGAUCAGCAUCUGGUACAGCCGGCCCAGUGUUCUUAUAGUGAGUUACAAAGAGUCGGCAAAGGCGGCCUCCCAGUUUGGGACCUACCAGCAGGCAGAAUGGAGGCCAGACAGUACCAUGAUAGCUGUGGCAACUACAAAUGGAUAUAUCUUACUCUUUGACAUCCUGCCAGGUGGAGCGGACAAAUACCUCUACGAACCUGUGUAUCCCAAAGGGAAUCCUCGUGUGAAAGUGACACAUGGCUACAAAGAGGAACAAUGUGCUCCUUCGUUAAGCGUGGAACUCAAGAAGGUGAUGGACUUGCAAGCACCCAUCACAAGUUUGCAGUCAAUGCAGGAAGACCUGGUGGUUGCCACUGCCGAUGGCCUUCUCCAUCUCAUUCACUGGGACGCAGUGACAAAUGGGAGGAAGGAUAUCAAUGUCUGUACAGUUCCCUUUUCUGUAGACCUACAGUCCUCAAGAGGCCCUUCACAGGAUUUUGAAGGUGUGCACAUUAGAGACAUGGAGUACUGUAUAACCCUGGAUGGCUUUGCUGUAGUCUUUGAUGAUGGACGCGUGGGCUUUAUUACUCCAAUAUCAAGCAGAUUUACUGCAGAGCAACUGCGAGGUGUGUGGGCACAGGAUGUAGUAGACGGCACCUGUGUAGCUGUAAACAACAAGUAUCGAUUAAUGGCGUUUGGAUGUGCAAGCGGCUCUGUUUUAGUUUACACAAUAGAUGCAGCAACAGGAUCAAUGCAGCUUUCCCACAAGUUAGAAUUAACAGCAAAGCACUAUCCUGACACUUGGAAUAAAACAGGAGCUGUGAAGCUGAUCAGGUGGUCACCUGACUGCAGCGUGACCAUGGUGACUUGGGAAUGUGGAGGCCUGUCCUUGUGGAGUGUGUUUGGUGCUCACCUCAUCUGUACGCUCGGAGAAGACUUUGCCUAUCGAUCUGAUGGCACAAAGAAAGACCCUAUUAAGAUAAGCUCUAUGAGCUGGGGUACAGAAGGUUAUCAUCUGUGGGUUAUCAGCAGCGACGUUUCCAAGCCUCUGGAAAGCGAGUCGGAGAACAAAGCUGCCAUGCAGCAAUCUGAUAUCCUGCAAUUUCAGUUCAUCAAGAGCGCCUUAACUGUGAACCCUUGUAUGAGUAACCAAGAGCAGGUUCUGCUGCAGGGGGAGGAUCGCUUGUACCUGACGUGUGGGGACACUGCCAUGGCCCAGAGUACCAGUACAUCCUCCGUCAACUCUGAUCACCGGGCUACCAAGGAAAGGAAUCCACUCUCCAACACCAUUUCAAUUACUCAGGGAUUAAGCACUUUAUUAGGACACAGACAUUGGCAUGUUGUACAGAUUCACAGCACAUAUCUGGAGAGCAAUUGGCCAAUAAGGUUUGCAGCCAUAGACACACUGGGACAAUGUGUUGCAGUAGCUGGCAGAUUUGGGUUUGCACACUACUCCUUCUUUACAAGGAAAUGGAAACUGUUUGGAAAUAUCACCCAGGAGCAGAAUAUGAUGGUGACUGGUGGCUUAGUGUGGUGGAAUGACUUCAUUGUAAUUGCCUGUUACAAUUUGAUAGACCAACAAGAAGAGCUAAGACUCUAUCUGAGGUCCUCCAAUCUUGACAACGCCUUUGCCAACAUCACUAAAUUGUAUUCAAAGACUUUGCUAAUAAACGUUUUCCGGGACAUGGUGAUAUUAUUUAGAGCAGACUGCUCCAUUUGUCUUUACAGUAUUGAGAGGAAGCAGGACAGUACAAACUCAACUGCCAGUAUUGAGCUUCUCCAAGAGGUGUCCAUGUCUCGAUACAUCCCACACCCUGCCCUUGUGGUGUCAGUGACACUGACCUCCGUGAGAACUGAGACUGGCAUCACCCUGAAAGCACCACAGCAGGCCUGUGCUGCAGAGAGCAUUAUGUUGAACCUGGCAGGGCAGCUGAUCAUGUUACAGAGGGAUCGCUCUGGUCCUCAGGUCCGGGAGAAAGAGACCAUAACGAAUCAAAAGAAGCUGCUUCCAUUCUGUGCCCCUGUGGUCCUGGCCCAGUGCGUGGAGAAUGUGUGGACGACCUGCCGGGCCAACAAGAAUAAGCGCCACCUUCUAGAGGCGCUGUGGCUGGCCUGUGGGGAGGCGGGCAUGAAGGUGUGGAUUCCACUCUUCCCCCGGGACAACCGAAAGCCUCAGUCCUUCCUGUCGCGACGCAUCAUGCUGCCCUUCCACAUCAACAUCUACCCACUGGCGGUGCUGUUUGAGGACGCUCUGGUGCUGGGGGCCACCAACGAAACGGUGCUGUAUGAUGGGCUGCCCCGUGCGGGGAUGGCUGGGGCUGGGGAGCCCCUGGAGGCGCUUUUUCCCUUCUGCACCGUGGAGCGCACUUCCCAAAUCUACCUCCACCACAUCCUGCGGCAGCUGCUGGUGCGCAAUCUAGGGGAGCAGGCCCUGCUGUUGGCCCAGUCCUGUGCCGGCCUGCCAUACUUCCCUCACGUGCUGGAGCUGAUGGUCCACGUGGUGCUGGAAGAGGAAGCUACCUCGCGGGAACCCAUUCCCGACCCUCUGCUUCCCACCGUGGCCAAGUUCAUCACAGAGUUUCCCCUCUUCCUCCAGACCAUCGUGCACUGCGCACGGAAGACAGAGUAUGCCCUGUGGAACUAUCUGUUUGCUGCAGUCGGCAACCCAAAGGACCUGUUUGAGGAGUGCCUCAUGGCACAGGACCUAGAAACAGCUGCUUCAUAUCUAAUUAUCUUACAGAACAUGGAGGUUCCAGCAGUAAGCAGACAACACGCGACACUGCUUUUCAACACCGCUCUGGAACAGGGGAAGUGGGACCUGUGCCGUCACAUGAUUAGGUUUCUGAAAGCCAUUGGCUCUGGAGAAACAGAGACCCCACCGACCACACCCACCAUUCAGGAGCCAACCUCAACGGGGGGAUUUGAGUUCUUUAGGCAUCGAAGUAUCAGCUUCUCUCAAUCGGCAGAGAGCUUCGCAGCCUGGAAGUUCAGCCUUCAGAAGACACUAAGCAUGCCUUCAGGACCGUCUGCCAAAAGGUGGAGUAAAGAGAGUGAAUGUGCUGAGAACAUGUACAUUGACAUGAUGCUAUGGCGACAUGCACGAAGGCUGCUGGAGGAAGUCCGGCUAAAGGACCUUGGCUGCUUUUCCGCCCAGCUGGGCUUUGAGCUGAUUGGCUGGCUGUGUAAAGAACGGACCCGGGCUGCCCGCGUCGAUGACUUUGUGAUGGCUUUGAAAAGGCUUCACGAAGACUUCCUCUGGCCCUUUCCAGUCAUUCCAGCCAGCUCUUUAAACUCCCCGUUCAGAAACAGCAGAUACAGAACAGCUGUUGGAGGCCGCUUGAUGAAAUCACAAUCGGCAGAUAGCCUGAUAAACAAUGAGAUGGACACCGGUGCCUCCAACACCCCUCGCAGCCACAGCUGGAUGGACAGCCUGAACUCUGCCUCGAGAGAGAUGGACACCGCCUCGUCACAUGGAGCGCUCACACAGGAUGCCUUCCUCUCGCCCCUCCUCAACAAAGGUGACGAUUGCAGCAUUGGCUCCGCAACAGACCUGACGGAGACCAGCUCCAUGGUGGAUGGAGACUGGACGAUGGUAGACGAGAAUUUCUCCACCCUGAGUCUGACACAGUCUGAGCUGGAACAUCUCUCCAUGGAACUGGCAAACAAGGGACCUCAUAAGUCAAAGGUGCAGCUGAGGUACUUGUUGCACGUCUUCACUGAGGCAGGCUGUCCGGAGUGGUGCGUCAUCAUAAGCAUCAUUAUGCGAGAGGCGUCUGUGAUCAGUCAGGUGGUCAGUUGUCUCCAGUCUGCAGAAGUCCCAGUUGACACUGUACUGAAUAUCAAGAACGGCCUAAUGGCAGUGGACGCAUGGGCAUCAACAGACUGCCUGGGAUACAAGCCUUUCCUCAACCUGAUCCGACCGCAGCUUCAGAAGCUAGUGGAGGUGACCCCAGAGCAGGUGCAGCCUGAAGCUUUCCAACCAACCGGCACCUCAAAGCUGGUAGAGCCUGUCUGUCCUUGGCCAGACGACAGCCGGGGGGGCCCUGCAAGCCACAACACCAGCGUGCAGAGUGAGGAGGGCAGCGGUGCCAGCCGGCUAGAGGAGGACAGCCCUGGGGAAGAACAAGAGGAGCAGCCUUUAGAGGAGGGCACAUACGACUGCACUCUGUCAUAAUAGGAGAGUGUGGCGGGUGGGGGCACACACAGUAUUAAUCAGUGGUGUAGCUGGGCAUUCGCCAAUCCGUGCAACCUAUGAGGCCCCAACAAAGACAUUGGCCCUUUUUUUGUUUUAAAUAAAAUAGAAUCAGAAGUAUUGCAUUUCUUCUUUUUUUAUUAAAAAAAAAAAUAAUAAUAAUGAAUUAGUGUGGCUUUCCCAGAUUUGUGAAUAUUAAUUUAACACAAAGAGAAGAUUUGAAUACCUGCCAUUGUAAGCAAAACACUUAGGGGUGAAAAGAUGGCCACCAAGAUUUUAGGUUGGCUACCAAGCAUCUAAAUGUGAUUGUUGGGUUAAACAGCCACCAAACUUGGAUUAAAUGUUGACAGUAAAGUUUUUAAACAAUUGAAUCAGAGCAAAGAUCAACUUACCCUAAAAUAAAAACAUUUACAUUAUGUUUUAAACUGUGAUAAAGACAUACGCUUCAGUCAAUGCAUUCAUAUAUGUUUUAAGAAUAGUUUGUUAUAUUUAAUUUGAUUCAUUUAUAAUGAAAUUAGAAUCAUAUGAAAAACAAAUGUAAAACUAUACAUAACUGAAUUUAAAUAAGAAAUAACCAAAGUGCAUAAGGCAUAUAAGGCUGAACCUGUCUCAUGAUUGCCCAAUUCUUGGUGUGCUGCAUUUCUUAAUAUGAUAAUCAUAUCAUAUAGAAGAAGUGUUUUAACUGGUGCUGAUGUUGAGCGAGUGUGAGGGUUUUUGUUUUUU